UGGUAACGCCGCGCUAACAUAGAUUGCACACUGAUAAGGGACUCGAGUUUGUGGCUGGUUGCCCAAAGGCUCUUUACGUGUUACUUGGCAUGCUCGCGGUCACGUCCACAGACUCAGCGCGCGCUUUACCUCAGUUACUACCUGCUCUGAGCUUUCUAACACCUCUUUUGUCUAGCUACUCGACAAGCCAGACUGGGCCUCGAGAAAGUCGCCCAAUUUCCACGUUGGCCGAAAUGUUGUCCAGGACUUGCCUGCCGACAAAGCCGACCACGGCACCAAUUGCAUCUCUAUGCAAUGGACGCAUUAGCACGGCGCGCCAGCUGGCCCCGACCGUGGGUGUGGCAGCGUUGGGGUUUGGGCGCCGCCGUGAACAACUGAGGACGACAUGCGCCCUUUCCAAGGGUAAAAGCGACGCAAACUCGUCAACUGCUACGACGGGCCGGCUGCGGAAGUCCGGCGCCAAAGACGCUACCCCGCCAAAUGCGACCAGCCCCGACGACAUCGCGCUGGUGCCGCACGCAUACCUCUACCAGGAGCAGCUUGAACGCGUGGACGUUGCGUCGGUGUCGGACAUGCGCCGACUCUACCAGCGCGAGCGUGGAAACUUCCGGCGGUACCUCCUGGACAUUGUGAAGGUGAAGGACGAGGAGCACGCAGCGGCGAUGGAGUUCUUCAUGAUGGCCAUGGACGCCGCCGCGCGCAGCAGCGCCGCCGCCGCCUCCGCCGCCUCCGCCGCCGCUAGCAGCUCUUCGGCGCCGGCGGCCGGGGUACUGGGUGUGGCGCCGGUGCCUCUGGGCAUGACGUGCGAGCAGGUGACCCUGAGUGUGGAGGGCAACAUCAGCGCCGGCAAGUCCACCUUCCUGUCCAUCCUCAACAGGCACCUGCUGCACGACGCAGGGUUCACGUUUGUGAAGGAGCCCAUCGAGCAGUGGCAGUCGGUGGGCGGCGGCCCGGUCAACCUGCUGGACCUGUUCUAUAAGGACCCGGCCCGGCUGGCCUACACCUUCCAGAACUACGUCUUCCUGACGCGCGUGCUGCAGGAGCGCACCACGUACGGCAGCACGGCCAAGGCUCGGCUGCUAGAGCGGUCCGUGUUCAGCGACCGCAUGGUGUUCGUGCGGGCCGUGCACGCCAGCCGCGACCUGGCCGAACACGAGCUAGCCAUCUACGACGCCUGGUUCGGGCCCAUCCUGACCUCUCUGCCCACGCUGGUGCCCAACGGCCUGAUCUACUUGCACGCGCGGCCGGAGACGUGCAUGAAGCGCCUCAUGCGGCGGGCACGUAGCGAGGAGAGCUCCAUCCCGCUCGAGUACCUGCAGUCUCUGCACGAUAACCACGAGGACUGGCUGCGCGACGCCUGCACCCUGGCCGUCACACUCAAGCAGCGCCUGGAGCAGCAGCAGCACGCCACCACAACGCCCGCCUCCUCCUCCUCGGCCUCCUGCUCCACGUCAUCACCGCAGCAGAUCCAGAUCCAGUCGCUGGAGGCGGCGCCGCCGGCCGCACUGGCGCUGGUGGACAUCCCGCCCUCCAUCGCCAACCACCUGUACAUCAUCGACUCCACCAAGGUGUCGGGCGUGCCCUCCGCCUCCUACCUGCACUGCCUGCCCUCGCUGGUGGUGGACUGCGACGAGGACGUGGACGUGGACGGCGACACCGCACACGGCCAGCAAGUCAGCCAGGUGAUCCAGGACUACACGCAGUUCGUGGCCGCCUACCGCGCCGCCUGCCACCGCCUGGCCGCAGCCGGGCACCCAGCCGCCGCCGGGCCGCGCCUGCCGCCGCCCGCCGCCGACUACUUCACCACGGACCCCGACACCGGCCGCGUGUCCUACCGGCCGGUGACGCAGGGCGUACCCGGCGUGCCGCUGCCAGAGGCGGCCGCUGCGCCCGCGGCGGCCACGGUGUAAGCCGCCUGCGCACUGCUUCGCACGGCUGCCCACUGCUGCGCACUGCUGCGCACUGCUGCGCACUGCUGCGCACUGCUGCGCCCUGCUGCGCCUGCGGCGAUCACUGCUGUGAUCACUGCUGCGAUCAAUGCGGUAGCCGCAGGCGGCUGCGCCUGCUGCGCCUGCUGUGCCUGCGGCGAUCCAUGCAGUCGACGCAGGCGGCCGCAGGCGGCGGCUGCGCCGUGGCAGCGGCUGUAGUGGUAUUGGGGUGGAGUGGGAGUCGAUUGAGGUGGGUGGGCGGGCGGGCCGGGCCUAUGUGACGGAGCGCCGCCGUUGGUGUUGACGGAGUGGCUGUUGAAUGGUGAUGACUCGAUGGUUGGGUACAGCGCGUGUAAUUUUGUAUACUAUCUAGAUGAAGCCCCUGUGCGACUUGUAGUUUUGUUCGUGUUGGGAUCAGGCGCCGGCGGCCGCGUUGGCGAGUGCGUUGCAACAGGGUGCUGUGGUCGCAAGAGGUUUGUGUCUUUCGCUUCCGUGCGACUGCGUGUGUGUAUGUGUUUGUGUUUGCGAGCAUCGCAGCAUAUGCAUAUAAUUUUGGCAAUUUAGGGGGCAGGCUUGAGCGCAGCGGUGCGUGGUGACGACUCAUGUACACGACCCACGACACGCUGGGGCUAGGGCUGGGGCCCACCAGGGCGCGGGGGGCCCGACGAGGCAGGGGCUGGGGCUGGGGCUGGGGCUGGGGCUGGGGCUGGGGCUAGGGCUGGGGCUGGGGCUAGGGCUGGGGCAGCCGGGGCUUAGGCUGGGGCCGGGGCUUAUGCUUGGGCUGGGGCUGCUUGGGCGUGUGUCCAUGAGGUAAUGCACGUGGUCGGUUUGGCCGUGUGGGUGGGGGUGGUGGCGACACGGGGACUGCUGUGGACUGUCGGUGGCUUUUAUGGCCGAGGCCUGAGGCCCAACAGCCGUGUGUGGCGGGGCCACAUUUGCCGUGGGGCCUACGCCUGUGAACCCAGACCGAUGUAAACAAAGGAGCAGGAAGCUGUGUCGGUGGUGUCUGAUAAGUAAUGGCAUGUCUGCGCCCGCACGAGCGGCUCGCCAUUCACAAAUAGG
This is a messenger RNA of Chlamydomonas reinhardtii, 2990 nucleotides long. RefSeq lists its product as uncharacterized. Lineage: Eukaryota; Viridiplantae; Chlorophyta; Chlorophyceae; Chlamydomonadales; Chlamydomonadaceae. Bases 234 to 1910 code for a protein of 558 amino acids. Gene Ontology annotation, cellular component: cytoplasm. The transcript has 9 exons. The record is from RefSeq and is a predicted model, not a curated record. Gene Ontology annotation, molecular function: deoxynucleoside kinase activity.